This is a messenger RNA of Protopolystoma xenopodis, 318 nucleotides long. The record is from the annotation of a GenBank genome assembly. Lineage: Eukaryota; Metazoa; Platyhelminthes; Monogenea; Polystomatidea; Polystomatidae.
AUGUCAUCAGCUCUUAAAAAUCCAGUCGAGGAGCCCUGCGGACCAGCCUCCAAGUUAAGGGCUCAGCGAUUGCUUUCUGGUUUAUAUGAGGUUGAUGCAUUACUUUGUCAGAUACAGACAGAGCUUGAUUCGAUGACUGGUUUUUCUAGUCUUCUCUUAAUGGACCGGACCAGGCAUAUAUCUCGGCAAAGAGAGGGAACAGUGGAUGGCCUAAAAUACGAACACGGAGAGGAGGCGGAAGAUGAAGAGCAUGAGGAGGAUGAAGGGGAAAAAGGGUUUGAUGAAAAUGUGGCUUGGAAUAAGAGGGAUACACGCUAG